CCGGAAAUGCCCCAGCGGCGGCGGAAGCGGAAGCGCCGCCGCGGUGGGGGCCGCGGGAAGUGUCUGUCGGGUUUCUGUCUCCCUCCCAACAACAAUAACAGAGGACAGGCCGGCGUAGGAGCUUUCAACUGAAAUAACAAAAAGGAGAUUUGCUGUUUGAUACUGGAGACGACGCACUAAUGGGGCCACGGAAGAAAAGUGUUAAAACGUGUCUUAUGAAUAAUGAAAUCCCGGAGGAAACAAUAUCAGAUGAAACAAAGGACUAUAUGAAUCAACUUUCACAUGAAGUACUUUGCCAUAUCUUUAGGUACCUCCCUCUGCAGGAUAUCAUGUGUAUGGAAUGUCUUUCCCGGAAGCUAAAGGAAGCAGUGACCCUAUAUCUGAGAGUUGUGAGGGUUGUAGAUCUCUGUGCAGGGCGGUGGUGGGAAUACAUGCCGAGUGGUUUUACGGAUUCUAGUUUUCUAACACUGCUGAAGAAGAUGCCAGACGUCGAACAGCUUUAUGGCCUUCAUCCUAGAUACCUUGAGAGGCGAAGGGUGCGGGGCCAUGAGGCCUUUAGCAUUCCAGGAGUCCUCGAAGCUUUGCAGGCGUGCCCAAACUUAGUGGGUGUGGAGACAUCUCAUUUGGAGCUGGUAGAGUCUAUUUGGACAUACAUGCCGCACGUUCACAUUUUGGGGAAAUUUCGUAAUCGUAAUGGAGCAUUCCCAAUUCCUCCUGAAAACAAACUGAAAAUUCCUAUAGGAGCCAAAAUUCAAACUUUACAUUUAGUGGAUAUGGUGCUCUGUGACAUGAUUUCGAGUGUUGAGCCACUCAUGGAGCAGAAACGAGUGAAUGUCCCUGAAAUUCCUUGUAUCCCAAUGCUAAGGCAUCUUUAUAUGAAGUGGGUCAGACUUACUAAGCCACAGCCGUUUAAAGACUUCCUAUGUAUCAGCUUACGAACUUUCGUCAUGAGGAACUGUGCAGGUCCCACAAAUUCCUUGAAGUACGUCCCUUUAGUGACAGGCUUAGCCUCUGCCCGAAACUUGGAACACUUAGAAAUGGUUCGAGUUCCUUUCCUUGGAGGUCUUAUCCAACAUGUAGUUGAAGACAGUUGGAGAUCAGGUGGUUUUAGAAAUUUGCACACUAUUGUUUUGGGAGCUUGCAAAAACGCUCUUGAAGUAGACCUUGGUUACCUCAUUAUCACUGCUGCCCGUAGGUUGCAUGAAGUUCGGAUCCAGCCCUCUCUAACCAAAGAUGGUGUCUUUUCUGCCCUAAAGAUGGCAGAGUUGGAGUUCCCCCAGUUUGAAACCCUUCAUCUGGGAUAUGUAGAUGAGUUUUUGCUGCAGAGCAGAAUGGCUAAUGCAGAUCUGGUGAAGUAUGGCUUGGCUGAUGUGGUAGAAAACCCUGGUAUCAUCACUGAUAUAGGGAUGAAGGCAGUCAAUGAGGUUUUUUCCUGUAUCAAAUAUCUGGCAAUUUACAAUUGCCCCCAUCUUCAUAACCCAUACAAUUGGAUCUCAGACCACUCAAGAUGGACUCGAUUGGUUGACAUCAACCUAGUGCGGUGCCACGCACUGAAGCUGGACUCCUUUGGCCAGUUUAUUGAAUUGUUACCCAGCCUGGAGUUUAUUUCACUGGACCAGAUGUUUCGUGAACCACCCAAGGGCUGUGCUCGAGUUGGUCUGAGUGCAGGCACAGGAAUUGGCGUUUCCUCAGCCCUUGUUAGCAACCAAAACUCCAAUAAUGACAAUGAUAACAAUGCCCAGAACAACAAUGCCAACAUCCACGACAACAAUCACCACCACCCAGAUGAGUCAGAUGAGGAGAACGACUUCCGGCAAGACCUGCAGCCAGGAGAGCAGCAGUUUGCAGCCGACGCAUUGAAUGAGAUGGAAGACAUGGUGCAAGAAGAUGGAGAGGUGGUAGCUGAGAGUGGGAAUGUGACUCCAGCGCACAGCCAGGCAGUUAUUCCUGUGGAUGCUGAUGAAGAACAAGCAGGACCCAGUGGUCUUCAGCGUGUAGUAAAACCAACCCCAAUUACUGUUCAUGAUUCAGAGAGUGAUGAUGAGGAAGAUAGUCUAGAACUUCAAGAAGUCUGGAUUCCUAAGAAUGGUGCUCGGCGUUACACCGAGCGCGAAGAGAAGAUUGGAGAGUCAGUUCAGUCCAGGGAAUUGUCAGUAAGUGGAAAAGGCAAGACUCCACUUCGAAAGAGGUACAACUCCCAUCAGAUGGGCCAGUCGAAGCAGUUUCCCCUCGAGGAAAGCAGCUGUGAGAAAGGCUGUCAGGUCACCAGUGAGCAGAUCAAAGCCGAUAUGAAAGCAGCUAGGGAUAUUCCUGAAAAGAAAAAAAACAAGGAUGUUUAUCCCAGCUGCAGCAGCUCCACCGCCAGCACAGUGGGAAACUCCAGCUCACACAGCACUGCUUCUCAAAGCCCCGACUUUGUAAGGACGGUGAACAGCAGCGGCUCUUCCGAGCCUAGCCCUACAGAAGUGGAUGUGUCCAGGCAGUGUGUCUGCUCCCCCGGUGGGUCAGAGGACUCUGAGGCCAUGGAGGAGGGAGAUGCAGAGAGUUCUGUCUGCCCCAGAUGCUGCUGUCACAGGCCCCAGGAAUCCCAAAGGAGAACUAGCAGGUGUUCUGAUGAGGAACGUCCUUCAACCAGCCGAGCCUGUGUUGUGAAUGGCCCGGAUGGUACGAGAUCCGCCUUUUCCUUUAGGACUCUGCCUCAAGGGGGGUCUUCAGGCCCAGCACAUGAUGAGAGGACUAAUGGGAGUGGCUCUGGGGCUACAGGUGAGGACAGGAGGGGGAGCUCCCAGCCUGAGAGCUGUGACGUGCAGUCUAAUGAAGACUACCCUCGGAGGCCCCUAACAAGGGCCAGGAGCAGACUCUCCCAUGUACCGCUGGUAUCUGAGUCAGAGGUCGCUAAAGCAAAGCCACGCCAUGCCCUGAAGCGGAAGCGCACGGCAGAUAAGUCCACCAGUACCAGUGAUCCUGUGAUUGAGGAUGACCAUGUACAGGUCCUUGUAUUAAAAUCCAAAAAUCUUGUUGGAGUCACUAUGACCAACUGUGGAAUCACAGAUCUAGUGCUAAAAGACUGCCCCAAGAUGAUGUUCAUCCAUGCCACCAGGUGCAGGGUACUGAAACAUUUAAAAGUAGAAAACGCACCAAUUGUGAACCGAUUUGACUAUGCACAAUGCAAGAAACUGAAUAUGGAUCAAGUACUAGACCAGAUACUAAGGAUGCCUCCUGAGAGAAACCGCAUCAUAUACCUCCGGCCAAUGCAGCAGGUGGACACGCUAACUUUGGAGCAGAAGCUGUUCAGUGGUCCUUACCCCUAUCACAUCUGUAUUAUCCACGAAUUCAGUAACCCUCCCAAUGUCCGGAACAAGGUGCGCAUUCGCAGCUGGAUGGACACUAUAGCAAACAUCAACCAAGAGCUUAUUAAGUAUGAAUUCUUUCCUGAAGCCACUCGAAGUGAAGAAGACUUAAAAAAGUACCCCAAGUACCCCUGGGGAAGAGAAAUCUAUACAUUAGAAGGUGUUGUGGAUGGCGCCCCAUAUUCCAUGAUAUCUGACUUCCCUUGGCUGAGGUCACUACGGGCGGCAGAACCCAACAGCUUUGCACGAUACGAUUUUGAAGAUGAUGAAGAAAGCACCAUCUAUGCCCCUCGAAGGAAAGGGCAACUGUCUGCAGACAUCUGUAUGGAAACAAUAGGAGAGGAAAUUUCAGAGAUGCGUCAGAUGAAGAAAGGCGUAUUUCAGCGAGUAGUGGCAAUUUUUAUCCACUAUUGCGAUGUCAAUGGAGAGCCAGUUGAAGAUGACUACAUUUAAGUGGCUCCUCCUACUUUCUAGCUGUUCCUGCAGAAAGCUCCUCCAGCUGUAGGAGUGCACCACAGAGGCUCAGGCAUGCAGUUUGGAGACCCUGGCUCAACUUGGUAUAUAGGAAAUGUAUAAGGAACAUUGAAAUUGUAUACAGAGAUUUGUACAUAGAGGAACUAUACAAAAAGAAGACGCUUCCUAAAGUACCAACUUUAUAUCAUAUGUUUAUACAAUUUAAUUUAAAAAUUCAUUUUAAUGAAGGCCAAUAAUUUCAGAGAGUUCAUUUUGUUCAUGUUUCUCGACUUAGUUCAUAAAGUAUCAUUUUUGGCUAACUCCCCUCUUACUGUAUUCUUAAUCACUGUCAUCCCCUUAAGUCUGUGCCUUCUUGAGCGAAGCUAUUUGAGUAAACCUGUUGACGAGUGUGUCUUGUGUGCUUUUUUUAAAAAAAUUAUUAUUAAAACGCCAAACUAAACCCUAUAGUCAGAGAAGGCUAUAUGUUUCUGUACAAAUUUGUGAAUUUUUCUUUUUUUUAGGAUUAUACUUGCCAUGUUUCUUAAAAUCAAGUAAAAAGUCUCAUGAGCUAAAAAAAAAAAAAAAA
Loxodonta africana (African savanna elephant) is the source of this 4389-nucleotide messenger RNA. It is a transcript of the gene FBXO38, whose product is annotated as F-box protein 38. The record is from RefSeq and is a predicted model, not a curated record. Gene Ontology annotation, cellular component: nucleus; cytoplasm. The transcript has 23 exons. NCBI's taxonomy places the organism in Eukaryota, Metazoa, Chordata, Mammalia, Proboscidea, Elephantidae. Gene Ontology annotation, molecular function: protein binding. Gene Ontology annotation, biological process: SCF-dependent proteasomal ubiquitin-dependent protein catabolic process; protein K48-linked ubiquitination. Bases 180 to 3803 code for a protein of 1207 amino acids.